CAGGCUGGCCUCAAACUCAGAAAUCCGCCUGCCUCUGCCUCCCAAGGCUGGGAUUAAAGGCCGCCACUGCCAGAGAGAUCCUGUAUUUAAAUAAGUCUGGAAAGUGAUAAAUAAAACUAAGUCUAGAAGGUGAGAAUCCUAACUCAAGACAGUAUAAGAGGUUAUCGUGAUUAACUUUCGUUGAGGUUAGAGGUGCCUGCUCUACAAAUUAGAAGUGAGCCAGCUUCUUUGUGAGUGUAGCUUCACCCCAGACUUUGGUACUCAAGCAGCAGUGCAGUGAACAGUGGCUGCUCUGUUCAUGGGCCAGUGCGACUGGUAUGUACUCAGUCCAUUUGCUGUUAUUGGCAGCCUCUUGAUAACAGGGGUUAGAUUUUACUGUUAUCUGGUUGCUGGAGAUUGUGCUCAGGGGCCUCCAGCAAGUUGCUUCUUUGUUUUUGACUUGUUUUGAGACUGGGUUUCUUUGUGUAGCCUUGGCUGUUCUGGAACUCACUUUGUAGAGGAAGCUGGCCUCAACUCAGAGAUCAGCCUGCCUCUGAAGUCACAGGUUGAAUUUCAAGAGCAAAGAUAAAAAACUGAAUUCCUGCCAGGUGUGGUGGUGCACAUCUGUAAUCCCAGGACUUGGGAAGCAUACUGGGCUAUGUACAGAGUCCCAGUCUUAGAAAACCAGACAGGCCGGGCACUGUGACACACACCUUUAAUCCCAGCACUUGGGAGGCAGAAGCAUCCUAGUCUACAUAGUAAAUUCUAGGCCAGCCAAGGUUAUGUAACAACACCUGUUACACACACACACACACACACACACACACACACACACACACACGUGGAGAGAGGGAGAGAAACCAAGAAGAUCCAUAACAAAAGCAGUCAGCUGUUUUAACUAUAAUGCAUGACAAGCUCUAUGGGAAAAUCAUGAGACAAAAGCUUACAGAAAGAUUCGCCCAGCCCAAGUCUGGAGAUGUUGUAUUUUAGAACAUCACAUAGAAACCUGAUUUAGAAGGUCUCCCUUUGCAGUAGAGCACCUGCCUAGCAUACACAAGGCUCUUUAUUUGGGUUUGAUUCCCAAGAGAGAAAAUUUAAAAUGCCACUUAUCCACAAACCUAAAAUCUAAGUUGGUUCCAAUAAAGUGCUUCCCCAUUGAGCAAAGAUGUGGAUACAUGGUUAUGUCUCCAAAUAUGUGAGGGGCUUUUAGAUAUGGACUGAGAGAUGUUCUGAGACUCCAUUGAACAAGCUAGGACCUCUGGUAGAGGCCAUCAAGAAGCUGAAGCCCGCUCAGCACUGUCUCUGGAGACGGUAAGUUCCCCAGAACUGGAGUGGGAGGAAAGCAAAGGGAAUCACAUUUGACAUUUCGAAAACACCAGGUCUGUGCUUUCCUACAAAAUGCAUCCCAAAUGUUUCUCCGAGCAAGUAAUUCAUUUUACUGUUCCCAUAUGUGAGGAAAAGAAUGUGAGUAGCUUGCUUUGCUCAUGGGGUAGAACCCCCGACAUGGUCCUUCUUCUGUUUAGGCUAGAGACAUGGUACACUGACAUCUGUAAGUGAGAUUAGGACUCAGGGUUUGAAGGACCCUUCCCUGACCUGGAGUGAUUGUCUUUCCCUAAAGCAGGGCCCUAGUCGCCAGAUCCAGUAGUACAUUAGAACCAGAACCAGGCAGAGGCCCUGCUGACCAGAGGGAACUGGAACAAUGUAACAAUCCUAGGCACCAAAGAACCCUCCUGAAGUCCUCCUAGACAAAAUGCUUGGAAAGGGAAAUGGCUGGACGUGGCAGUGAAGAGUAGUGGCCACAAGGUGGCAGCAGAGUUUCAGCUGUGGAGGCCCAUUCCCCAGUUCUCUUGCAAAGAUGGGCCUGUCCACAAAAUUUACAAGCCACUCAGUAAGGCUCCAAAAAGGGUCUCCUAUCUCUCACUAUCUCCUAUCUACAGGUAAAUCUUAAGAGUAGUGAGCCCACAUUUAACCUCACUAGAAGCAAUAGGGAUUGAAAUUGGCUGUGGUCCUGACCACCUAGGGACCAAGCUGGGUCAUCCUAGCCUGCUCUUAACCAUAGUUCCUUCCUAUCCAGGAGAUAAUGCCCAAUCCUGACAGGAGUUUCUCCAGUCAGGAACAAGAAGUGAUCAAUUGAAGCUUCCCCAACCUGUUGAAGGAUUAGAGGUUCUUGUAAGGUUCCCCCAGGGCCUAGCUCUGACAAACUGUCUGCAAUUAAUGAUGCUUCCUGAGCUCUGGAGACAAGAUUUAUGCAUCUAAUAAAGUCUAUAACUCCAGGCUUAGGCUGGAGGUAGGAAGCUGAGAGCAGAAAGUCCCCAGGGGGAAUAUGGGAGGGGGUCCCAGGUGGCUUUUAAUAGAGCCAUGCAUUUCCACUGCCAGUCGAUUUCCCCCCAGGCUGCUGAUGAGGUGGGGGUAGGGGACAUCAGGUAUAAGAAGACCGUGGGCCACUGAGGAGGCAGAUGGCAGCAUGGAUUCCAAGUGGGCUGCUGUGCUGCUGCUAUUGCUGCUGCUGCUGAACUGGGGCCACACUGAAGAGGCAGGGAGCUGGGGUGAAGAGCACGUCUUUGCAGAAGAAGAUAAGGGACUCCACCCACCACAGUAUGCCCACACUCCAGACAGGAUCCAGAUUCCUGGGUCCCUCUUGCGUGUUCUGCUCCAGGCCAUGGAGAGACCUAGAAGGAAUCCAGCCUUCCUGUUUCAGCCCCAGAGGUUUGGCAGGAAUGCUUGGGGGUCCCGGAGCAAGGAGCAGCUAAGUCCCCAGGCUAGAGAGUUCUGGAGCCUGGCUGCUCCUCAGCGCUUUGGAAAGAAGUAACAUCAUCUGCUGUGAUGUCUGCAUGUAAAAUUACUUCCCCAUGUACCAUGUGUGCCCCUAAAUAAAAUGGUCUGGCUUCUGAA
Grammomys surdaster is the source of this 2871-nucleotide messenger RNA. RefSeq names its product neuropeptide FF-amide peptide precursor (gene Npff). The record is from RefSeq and is a predicted model, not a curated record. NCBI's taxonomy places the organism in Eukaryota, Metazoa, Chordata, Mammalia, Rodentia, Muridae. Bases 2444 to 2788 code for a protein of 114 amino acids. The transcript has 3 exons. Gene Ontology annotation, cellular component: perikaryon; dendrite; axon terminus. Gene Ontology annotation, biological process: excitatory postsynaptic potential. Gene Ontology annotation, molecular function: neuropeptide hormone activity; G protein-coupled receptor binding.